Eleginops maclovinus (Patagonian blennie) is the source of this 2525-nucleotide messenger RNA. Its product is annotated as zinc finger protein 436-like. The record is from RefSeq and is a predicted model, not a curated record. Gene Ontology annotation, biological process: regulation of transcription by RNA polymerase II. The transcript is spliced from 8 exons. Bases 20 to 2131 code for a protein of 703 amino acids. Gene Ontology annotation, cellular component: nucleus. Lineage: Eukaryota; Metazoa; Chordata; Actinopteri; Perciformes; Eleginopidae. Gene Ontology annotation, molecular function: DNA-binding transcription factor activity, RNA polymerase II-specific.
CAAUGUAUGGCUGGAUGAGAUGGCGGUAAACAUCAUGCUGGUUCCCUCGGUGGAUUAUAACCUGUCUAAAUCUGAGAUGCUGAGGGCGGUCGUCGCUGAUAAAUUGACCUCCGCGUCGCAGGAGAUCUUAGCACUUGUGCAGAGAACUGUAGCCGGGUUCGAGGAGGAGGUUUCGGCCCUGAGGAGGGAGAUCAGCGGGCACAAGAGGCAGCUGGAGCUCCUGCAGCCGCGGGUCACUCUCUUCAGGCCGGACGAGGGGGUCAGUGGGGAGGCCCGAGGAGGUGAAGCCUCCGAGGAAGAGGAGGAGAAAAAGGAGCAGACAGAUGUUGAGGUGUCGGAACUCUCUGAGGAAGAUGAGGAUAGAGGAGAUGAAGAGGAGCCAGUUCUGCUACAGGACGAUCCUCAGAUAGCAGGAAACAGAGACUCAGUGAGGAACAGGGUGAGGAAGAGGAGUGAUUUUGUGAAGCUGCGAGUGUGUUUGCUGCACGACCCCAACACCGACACGCUCAGGAAAGGCUUGUUGAAGUCAGGGGUGCGGGAGUUGCGUUGCCCCCCCGGUCUGUCGGAGGACGACUUCCUGAAGCUGCUGCUCUCCUCGUUUCCACGGUUACGCCUCCCGCUGGACGCCCUGGCGGCCGACUCGCAGCGCCGCCUGCAGAAACUGGAGCUGAAGAGGCUGACGCCGGAGGAGGUUCAGAGGAGUGUCAGAGCCACGGGGAGGGGGAGGUCAGCGCUGUACCUGCGAGUGAGCUCUGCAGAUGACUCUUUGCGGGACGCGGAGCAACGUUCUGCUCCGGGGGGAAAAGACGGCGCCACACAUGAAACGGGAAGUGAAGAAAACCAUCCGCAUACGAGUCCGGCUGAAAACGUGCAGAGCGACGCAGUCGAUAACUCAACGCAGCGACGACAGACAGAGACGGAGAAAGACAGAGAGCAACCUGGAAUAUCAGAAGCAGACGAUGCAGAAGAUGAGGGGGAGGAAGAUGAUGGAGAUGGAGAGUGGAAACCGGCUGAGGAACCAGAGGAGAGUGACGACGAAGAGAAGGAGUUAGGAGGGGAAGCUUCGGGAGUGACAACCAAAGCGAGGAAGGAAACAGCGGUCCCGCCUUUGCCUUGUAAAGUUUGCGGGGCUCUUCGCGGCUCCCCUAACAUGCUGAUCAAACACUCCUGGAGUCACGUGGACGACCCAGAAAGUGUGUGUGGAGUGUGUGGAGAAAAUGUCGAGGAUCUGAGGAGCCACCUGCAGACGCACCAGAAGACUUUACAGAGUUGCGAAUUCUGCAGAAAGUCCUUCCUCACCGCCGCCAGUCGAGACCGCCAUGCUGCGCUGCACACCGGAGAGAAGCCGUACAAGUGCGACCUCUGCCACAAAGCCUACGCCUUUAGGGCCAGCUUGAACAUGCACCGGUGGGAGCACGUGCAGGAGAAACCACACAAGUGUCAGGCCUGCGAUCAGUCUUUCGCUUCGAGUCGGCAGCUGAGGGCUCACAGCGGCAGCCACACGGGGGAGAAACCGUACAGUUGCGAUGUCUGCGGGAAAUCCCUUUGCGAUCUAAGGUCUCUGUCGCGACACAAGCUGACACACAGCGGGGAGAAGCGCCACGCCUGUCCGGUGUGCGGGAAGCGGUUUAUACAUCACGAGAAGCUUAAAACGCACGAGAAAAUCCACACGGCCCGAGACAAAACGCACCUCUGCGACAUUUGCUGCAAGACCUUCCACACCUUAGGUCAGCUGAAGGGUCACCUGAAGACGCACAGCGAGGAGAAGACCCUUUGCGGUGAGUGCGGUAAAGCGUUGUCGUCUCAAGGCGCUCUGAUCAGACACAUGAGGAUCCACACCGGGGAGAAACCGUUCGGAUGCUCCGAGUGUGGCCGCAGCUUUAACGGGUUGAGCAUCCUCAGAGCGCACAUGAAGACGCACUCGGGCGUCAAACCGUUUGUGUGCAGCGUCUGCGGGAAAGCCUGCGCUCGUAAGGAACAGCUGACCGUGCACAUGAGGUUGCACAACGGGGAGAAACCGUACAAAUGUAUCGUUUGCGAGAAAGCCUUCACGCAGAGUCACUGUCUGAAGACUCAUCUGAAGAGCCACCGGCGGGAAGAAGAGGCCGUGACGGACGCAAAACCAUCCUGAAUAGGAGCGGCUUCCUGUCUGCGGGUCAGGAGGACCUGAAGAGAAACACUAUUAAAGUCGAGCACGUGUAUCCGGUCCCUGUUGUGUGUGAGUGGUUGAAGGAGUCGUGGACAACUGCUCACUUUGCCAGCCGGGGGAAUUUAUGCUCUGUGACUUCAAAUAUCAGUACAGCAAGCAACUUCACAAGCCCGGUUGAUCCCAUGCACAUGUCUCCCCUGGGAGCGCAACGCUGACAGGAAUGCCGCGAACUCACUAGGAAGUGAGGUCACGAGAUUUCAAAAUAAAAGCUCCUCCAAGUUAAUACAAAAACAGGUGAAAACAACAAAACAUGAACAGAAAAGGAUUAUUGGUUAAAUAUAUACCUGAUACAUUAGUACACCAGUUACACACGUCU